CGCCCCGCGCCGCGCGGGUAGUGGUGGAGCGGCAGCUCCGCAUCCCGCAUCGCUGCCGGUGCGCAGGGGGCCGCCCGCAUGGUGGACAUCCUCCUCCCGCGGCCGCUCCCGGGCGCCAUGGGGGAGCCCUCCAAGAGGCGGCCGGGGCUGGCCCUGUGCGCGGGCUGCGGAGGCCGCAUCCAGGACCCCUUCCUGCUGCGGGUGUCGCCGGACCUGGAGUGGCACGUCGCCUGCCUCAAGUGCGCCGAGUGCGGGCAGCCCCUGGACGAGACCUGCACAUGCUUCCUGCGCGACGGCAAGGCCUACUGCAAACGGGAUUACAGCAGGCUCUUCGGCAUCAAGUGCGCCCAGUGCCGGGCGGCGUUCAGCAGCAGCGACCUGGUGAUGCGCGCCCGCGACCACGUCUACCACCUGGAGUGCUUCCGCUGCGCCGCCUGCGGCCGCCAGCUCCUGCCCGGCGACCAGUUCUGCCUGCGGGAGCGCGACCUGCUCUGCCGCGCCGACCACGGGCCGGCCCCCGACGGCGCCGCCGUCCGCGGACCGCGCAGCCCCGCGCUGCCGCCGGCCGCCGCCGCGCACCUCGCAGAGCCGGUGCCCGGGCGGCCGCCCGCCCCGCGGCCGCCGGCGCACAAGGCGGCGGAGAAGACCACCCGCGUGCGGACGGUGCUGAACGAGAAGCAGCUGCACACGCUGCGGACCUGCUACGCCGCCAACCCGCGCCCCGACGCCCUGAUGAAGGAGCAGCUCGUGGAAAUGACGGGGCUCAGUCCCCGCGUCAUCCGCGUCUGGUUCCAGAACAAGCGCUGCAAGGACAAGAAAAAGUCCAUUCUCAUGAAGCAGCUCCAGCAGCAGCAGCACAGCGACAAGACGAGCCUGCAGGGCCUCACCGGGACUCCGCUCGUGGCCGGCAGCCCCAUCCGCCACGAGAGCGCCGUGCAGGGCACCGCCGUGGAGGUCCAGACCUACCAGCCGCCCUGGAAGGCGCUCAGCGAGUUCGCCCUGCAGAGCGACCUGGAGCAGCCCGCCGCCUUCCAGCAGCUGGUCUCCUUCUCCGAGUCCGGCUCCUUGGGCACCUCCUCCGGCAGCGAUGUGACUUCGCUGUCCUCCCAGCUCCCCGACACCCCCAACAGCAUGGUACCCAGCCCGGCCGAGACGUGAAGCGGCCGGUCCGCCCCGCCGCGGGACCUCCGCAUGCCUGCGCUCCCUGCAUGAGACACCCGGCCCCGGGCCGCUCCCAGAGCGCCGGACAAACGCCUUUGUUUUUUAAUUAUUCUUAUUUAAAAACAAACAAAAAAUAUGUUACUGUCGGCCAAAAAAGCACCGGGAUCCUCGCUGCCUUCACCAGACCGGAGAGAGAGCCCCUGCCCUGGUUUUUUCGUGGUUUUGGUUUGGUUUUUUUCUGCCCUGCGGAUUUCGGUGUUUCUUUUCCCCAAAGAAACUCGGAUUUCCCCGCCGAAGCCCGGCACAGUGACAGGCUUCCUCGCCCGCUGUUUGAGCUGGGGACGGUUUUUCUUUCCUUUUUGAAAGGGAAAAAUAAAUAAUAAAAAAAACCCCUACAAAAUGGGGACACUCCUCCGGCAUGCGGCCGCGGAGGUGGCCUGGACCUUCCUCCGCGGAGCCGCGCCGUCCAGCCUCAUCUCACACCGAUGCCUCACUCGGGCCACGCUGCCCGGCCCACCACGAUCGCUGGAAAAAAGGGACACGGAAACGAGACUUUUUAACGGGAAAAUCAGUACUAAUAAUGUUAAGUUAUCAAUGGACGAAGGACGGAUUGUUUGCGCCUUUAACGAUCAAAAGUAAGUUAUUGUUAUUUAUUGUCAGAGUCAGCGGUUGAAUAGUGGGAUUAAAUAUUUUGGACUUAAUAAAAAAAA
This is a messenger RNA of Camarhynchus parvulus, 1871 nucleotides long. RefSeq names its product ISL LIM homeobox 2 (gene ISL2). The record is from RefSeq and is a predicted model, not a curated record. Gene Ontology annotation, biological process: positive regulation of transcription by RNA polymerase II; neuron fate specification; axonogenesis. Bases 79 to 1158 code for a protein of 359 amino acids. Lineage: Eukaryota; Metazoa; Chordata; Aves; Passeriformes; Thraupidae. Gene Ontology annotation, cellular component: nucleus. Gene Ontology annotation, molecular function: cis-regulatory region sequence-specific DNA binding; DNA-binding transcription factor activity, RNA polymerase II-specific. The transcript has 6 exons.